AUGUUGGUUCGGAGGUAUGAAGGGGCUGCGGACACUGCCAACAAUUUGUGGACUGGACUCAGCGGCGUCUUCCAGGAAGACUCGGUCAGCGAUGCGCAGCCCCGCGGCCAUCGACCGCUGGUGACAGCCUUGGCGAUAAGGCCCGGAGCCUCCGUGGAUGCGGCGCUACAGAUGGGGGUGUCCCUGUGGCCCACUGCCAUUGGGCGGGAGAGCCAGGAACCCAGCUGCAUUCCAUCGGUGGCUGGAGCUGACCCUGAUGUGACGGCUCGGCUGGCGAAGAGUCUCCUUGGCCAUCCUGGAAGGAAAGCGCGGUUUUUGCAAGGGCCAUUGCAGGACUUGAAUGACCUGAUCAGAGAACUCCGAAUGGCGCUGUUUCCGCCGGGCAGAGCCAAGGGCAAAGCUGGAAAGACCAACCUUCAUCGGCCAAAGGAUGCUACCUUGAGAGCCUGUCUCCUUCUGAAUGGCGUAGCCUUCUUGGAGAACGGCUCAGCAGUUUGGCCUGUGCUGGUGUGUCCCUGCAAGUGUCGCGCUUCGCCCGGAGUCGCCCAGGCGCCGAAACCAUUUUCGAAUCUGUGUUUGCGGUGCGGUGGCCUGACUCUGCCAGGGGCGGGACAAGAGGCGGCAGGCGGGGAACAACACAUCUGUUGUUCCAAAAGCUGCGCCACUUGCAGCCAGACCAUUGAGGAUGGCGACCUGGUUUGCCAGGUAUGUGGUCAGGGCCAGCAUUUGGCAGCUGGCACUGCCUGUAGUGGAGUGCCAGCUGGGCGGGGCCCCAUGUCCUUCAAAAGGGGCCCUCCAUCUCCGUGGCUGUGCCCCAGCUGCUAUGCUGACUUCGCAACCGCAUGGUGGUCACAAAGACUGUCACAACCAGAUUUUCCGCGUCCGGCCGCAUCAAGCAUCCAGGCAGUCCUCAGGAGGAUGCCAUGCAGUGCUGCUCAAGUGAAGCUGCCGCGUUCCACGUUCUGGGCGCUUUGCAAUGGCGUUUGCGCUGCUGGCAGCCCCCCGCAGUGGUUGUCCAAGCAGGUUUGGAGGCAGCUGUGCCGUUUCGUCAAGGUGAUCAGUGAUUUAUCCGGCAGACUUCAUGAGCUGCGCUUGCCUGAACUUGUCUCACGAGUCUUUCGAGUACUACCCUGGAGUCGGAGAUACAGAGCUGGUUAUCAGGCCGCUCCCGGCUUGCCCGGCUUGGCUGAAGCUUUGCGAGCAGAAGCGGAGUAUCAUCUUCAAACGCGGAAGGGCAACGACAGCGCCGCUGCAGAGCUGCUCAAUUUCCUGGAACGUCUGGACUUGGAGGGUGCUGGGCCUUUCUCUGCCACCGCUGUGGGCAGUGGCACGGCUGAGGCCGGCCGGGGCCGGGACGCGGUGACCAUUGCCACGGCCCAUGCUUCCAAAGGACGGCAAUGGCAACACGUCCUGGUCACCCGCUUCAAUGAUGGCCUUGGCUUUCCCUUUCAAGGAAAAUGGGGCUGCAGCGAAGAUCAACUACAGGAGGAACAAAGACUCGCAUAUGUCGCUACCUCCCGAGCCUGCGAAACAUUGACCCUGUCCUAUGUUCUGCAGGGGCCGGACCUGCAGCCUGCCAUGCACUCGCGGUUUCUUCCGCGGAGCAGCAAUCUUUUCAGGAUGGUAGCAGUUGAAGAUGUUAGUCAUGAGGAUUUACAAAAUCUCGCUGGACAAGUCUUUGAAGGUGGAACCAGGAGCUCUGAGAGAUGGCAAAAGUUCUUGGCCAACCCGAGAAAACCAGGCUCUGCCAUCGCAGCCAAACGUCGCUUUCAGAGCUUGGCUCUCAGCGGCAGUUGCAGGGUGAUGACAUGGGGUAACCCUGUGGGAAAUUUCCUGGUAGCCACUGCUCCGGGGGAGGCAAGAUCCAACGCAACGGGGCGAAGCGUCGUCGAACAAACGUUCACCAUGGAUUGCAAUGCUUCGGACGCCUCGGUUGCGGAUUGGUUAGAAGAACGCUUCAGGGAUGAGCUCAAGUUGGUCGAGGGCCGGCAGCAGGCUCUUCUGACCGAACUUCGACUCCAUUUGCGCCAAGUGCAACCUGCGGUGCACGCGGUGCGCGUGAUACCCCCUGAGCUCAGCGGAAGGCCUUCCCCAUCUUUGGAUGUGAAGACAGGACGAAGUGUUUUGAGACCACCUGAGGCUGUGAAGUCGGAGAGUGAGCAGGGCGAUCCAGGAUCGGUCAGUCGCAAUGCCAGUACCCUGGAAUCACAGACCAGCAGGGACAGCAAGGAUCCACAGUUCGAUCGUGUGGAUGCAUCCUCCACAUCCCUUGGCCUGCAGCCCAUUUCAAUUUCCAAAACAAAGGCAGAUGAUCUGCAGGUCUCGGAAUCUGACUCUGAAGACUAUGAGAAAAGCGAGCAUGAAGCCAACAUGUCGUCGGUUGUCCUGAAGCACGUCUCAAAGAAUGCGCAUGCCCCAAUGAGCCGCAAACCUUCGAGUUUGAAGGAAUCCUUGGCAAGGUCGCAGUCGUCGAAUAAAGUGCAACGGCACCUUCCAAGAUGGCAUCCAUCUCGAGUUGUGCGAUCUUCCAUUUUCGAGGUGUUCUUUUCCCUUCUGAUCUUGCUGCAAGCACUAUGUUUGGCGAUCGAGACUCAAUACAGUGGCCUUGACUGGGGGAAUAAGCUGGAAUACAAUGGCUACGAUGCCCCCGCUGAACAUGUCUGGCCUAGUGUGCCAACCUUCUUAUUGACCACCGAAAUGCUCUUUGGAUCUCUUUUCACCAUUGAGUGCAUGGUCAAAUUUUGCGCAUUUCGCGGGGAGUUCUUCUGCCGGUUGUGGAACUGGUUCGAUCUUUUGCUAGUUUUCCUCACUUUGCAUCAGCACCUUUUCGCUUUUUAUUUUUUAAAUAGGGAACACAUGAGCCAUGCGCAACAGAUAUGUGUUGCAGGUUUUGUUGUGGAUUUUCGACACGGUUUUGGCGAUCGUCCCAGUAGAAUGACCACAGCCCUUAAGGAUAGUGUAAAUGCACUGUUUUGGGUUGCGAUGAUCAUGCUGGUGGUGGAGAUGAUGUUUGCGCUUCUUCUGAAUCAAGUCCUUGUCGCGCUGGUUUUCGGAGCAGGGCAUGAAUAUUCUGAUGCGGAUCAGACUCUUCUCUUCGAAUAUUUUGGCACCUUCCUCCGUGCGAUGCUAACCAUGUUCCAGCUGACCCUUGGGACGUGGGUUCCAGUCGCGCGCAUUUUGCAGGAGACUGUCUCGCCCUACUUCAAUAUCUUUACAAUUUUGCACAAAGUCAUUAUUGGCUUUGCAUGCAUCGGAGUCAUCAAUGGAGUUUUUAUGCAGGAAACCUUGAAGGUGGCACAGAAUGAUGACAUCAUCAUGAUGAGAGAGGUGGCGCACAAGGAACGAACUCACGCACGGAAGAUGAAAGCCUUCUUCCGUUAUGCUGACCAUUCCAAAGACCAUGUCAUUACCCGGGAAGAAUGGGAGCGAGUAGUGAGCGGCCAUCAUGCACAGCAUUGGUUCUCAGCGCAGGGCUUAAAGGUCAAGAAUGCGGAAGCUGUGUUUCGACUCCUCGACGAAGAUCGGAGCAAUGGGAUCAGUAUGGAUGAACUCAUUGCAGGCGUAGCCGCGCUGCAGGGCCCUGCCAAAAGUUUGGACUUGGCAGUUUUGACCGAGAACCAUGGGCGGCUGCAUGGAGUUAUGGCGUCCGUGAUGAAGCGCUUGGAUGGCAUCGAGAGGUCCUUGGCACCUGUGAGGUCCCGGUCUCCCAGCAAAGAACGGCAGGAACGGCGCGGGCCCAUUCAGUCUGAAGAAGCAGAUUCCUGGGCACUUUAG
Messenger RNA from Cladocopium goreaui, 3774 nucleotides. Lineage: Eukaryota; Dinophyceae; Suessiales; Symbiodiniaceae. The record is from the annotation of a GenBank genome assembly.